AUGUCUACCGAACCAUACAAAAACGUUUCUUUACUACCACAAACUAAUCAACUAGUUGGUCUAUAUUCUAUCAUUAGAGAUAAGGGUACAGCAAGACCUGAUUUUAUUUUCUACUCCGAUAGAAUCAUCAGAUUGUUAGUCGAAGAAGGUUUGAACCACUUACCUGUUGAAAAGAAGGAUGUUUUGACCCACACCGGUGAAAAUUUCGACGGUGUUGGUUUCUUAGGUAAGAUCUGUGGUGUCUCUAUUGUUAGAGCUGGUGAAUCUAUGGAACAAGGUCUAAGAGACUGUUGUAGAUCUGUUAGAAUCGGUAAAAUUUUGAUCCAAAGAGAUGAAGAAACCGCUUUACCAAAACUUUUCUAUGAAAAAUUACCUGAAGAUAUUGCUGACAGAUACGUGUUUUUGUUGGACCCAAUGUUAGCUACUGGUGGUAGUGCUAUCAUGGCCACUGAUGUCCUGAUCAAGAGAGGUGUUAAGCCAGAAAGAAUCUUCUUUUUGAACUUGAUCUGUAGUAAAGAAGGUAUUGACAACUACCAUGCUGCUUUCCCAGAGGUUAGAAUUGUCACUGGUGCUCUUGACAAGGGUCUAAACGAACAAAAGUACUUAGUCCCAGGUCUAGGUGACUUUGGUGACAGAUACUACUGUAUUUAA
Maudiozyma saulgeensis is the source of this 651-nucleotide messenger RNA. The record is from the annotation of a GenBank genome assembly. NCBI's taxonomy places the organism in Eukaryota, Fungi, Ascomycota, Saccharomycetes, Saccharomycetales, Saccharomycetaceae.